Puntigrus tetrazona (Sumatra barb) is the source of this 3410-nucleotide messenger RNA. It is a transcript of the gene asphd2, whose product is annotated as aspartate beta-hydroxylase domain containing 2. Bases 1170 to 2285 code for a protein of 371 amino acids. The record is from RefSeq and is a predicted model, not a curated record. The transcript is spliced from 5 exons. Lineage: Eukaryota; Metazoa; Chordata; Actinopteri; Cypriniformes; Cyprinidae.
AUUUUCAGGUUGGCUUUGUUUAUAAGAUCCUCAAGUGACUACUGAGAAAAUGAGGUGUCCUUCAUAAAAUCUAGACAGAUAAUCUUUCAAAAUCGCCCAAGGACAAAAACGCACAGCACUCCAGGAAGCCGUUUGUCUCGCGUGUCACCUGAAGGUAAGUUUCAAGUUUGGCGCUGUCAGACAUUUGCAUCUUGCACUUUGUUUCGGGAAAAGCGACAGGUUUAAUUACGCCUGCAUAACUACAUUUUGAACAGGACCGUUUCCUCUCUUUCAGGCUCGGACAAAGCAGAUGUCCGCGUAACUAAAAAAAAAAGUAAAACAAAGAUGAAAGCAAUAGUAAUCGACGAAAGACCAUUAAAAAUGUAGCAAAAGAGCAAAGUUGCAAUUUCUAAACAAAACCGCAAAGCGUUACAUUGUUGCGAUUCUAGUGAUAAACGCUCGCAGGUGUGACGUCAAAGGAAGUUCCCAAUGCACCAUGGGAAUUGUAGGCCGUUGGGGGGUGUCACUUGUAAACAACUACUAAUGCUUUUAUCAAUAACGUGCUUAUUUAGAGUACAGCUGUCACAUAUCUUAACUACGUGGCAGAAGUGGGAUUUAGAGAGGUGUUCGUAGUCAUAUUAUCAGUGAGUAGUUCUUAUUACACGCAUUUUAGGCUACUUUUUUUACAUACCCAUUGUCUGAGAAUGACUACGUGUGCAGCGGUACAGCGCUUUACGGACAUAAGGGCAGGACUAGAAACUGCAAUGAAACACAGCGACAGGGAGGUGUCUGAGAGGGAAGUGUAGAGGCAGGAUAACUGGCAGCGCCGGGCGGAACAACAGUCGCUGCGAAUCUGACAGACAAGAAGUGCCGCGAAGCUCCCGGUGCCCUCGGGUGCACUUUGUCCCUGUUGGUCUGGAUCAGGAGGCAAGAAGCAGCUGAAUUCUCUCACGGCGGCACACUGUCAACAUUUCCAAAUGCAUUGAAACGGAAAUGAAAAGCGCGCUUGCAUUAACCAAAGCGAUCAAAUUAGACCGCACAAAAAUCUCCUUGAUGACGGGCAAAGGCUGUGUCACUUCAGUUAUACACCAAAUCAAGCCUUCCAAUGCACCAGCCGGCAAAUAAGAAUCUCUAAAACUUAUCUACAUGUGCGUUUGAGAUAGAGUGUGUAUGUAUGUUCUUAUGCAGGGAUGGAGUGGUCUUUAGAGCGGAUGAGGGAAUGGGUGGCAGGUGGCAUGCAGUCAGUGCGAGAGUGUGAGUCUAGUGCUCUAGGCACUGCUCUUUGUCUCACCCUUCUGUUUAUUUGGUACUGCUACCGCGUUGGAUGCGAACACUCUGCACCUUCGCUCCGCGGUGGUUUCAGCCCCGAGCCGCGUGUCGGGGUGGUUCCUGGUGGAGCUCUAGCCUCAGACCUUUCGGCCCGCAGAGGCUCGAAGCUCCGUCAGGUCGGAGGGGUUGGAGCAAGCGGAGUCGGCGAGGAAGAACUCAACGGCUUCGCUUACUGCCAGUCGCCUGAGUGCUUUCGCUGCACCAAACCCGGCGAGGGCCUGAACCAGCGGCUUUACCAUAGCCUGCAGGAGUACGCCAAGCGCUACACAUGGGCCGGCAUGGGCCGCGUGCACAAAGGCGUACGCGAGCAAGGCCGAUAUCUGCUCUGCAACCGCCCGUCCAUCCAAAAACCCGAAGUCUUCUUCCUGCCGGACCUUCCCUCUGCUCCUUUCUUCUCACGGGAGGCGCAGAAGCAUGACGUGGAGCUCCUGGAGAGAAGUUUUCCUGCACUCCUGGCCGAAUUUGAGAGCGUGUACCGGCUGCCAACCAGUCGGGCCGGCUCUUCUCUUCCACUGGGCUGGAAGGCCAACAGCACACCUCAUGGCCAGUGGUGGACCUUCUAUCUGGUGAACCAGGGUACUCCAUUGGUGCUGAAUGCCAGGCGCUGCCCACGUGCGUGGAGGGUGCUCGGACAGCUCCGUACCUUUAUUGCAAAUAAUGUGUUUGGAAACGCCUGUUUCUCUGUGCUCAGUCCCGGAGCCACCAUCACUGAGCACUACGGGCCAACCAACGUACGCCUGCGCUGCCACCUUGGAUUGAAGGUGCCCUCUGGUUGUGAGUUGGUAGUUGGUGGAGAGCCGCAGUGCUGGUCUGAGGGAAGCUGCCUGCUGUUCGAUGACUCUUUUCUUCACACUGCGUUCCAUGAUGGUUCUCCAGAAGACGGCCCGAGAGUGGUAUUCAUGGUGGACCUGUGGCAUCCAAACGUGGCCGCGGCCGAGAGACAGGCACUGGACUACAUCUUCACCCCGGGGCGCUGAAAUAGAGCGGCGAGGAGAAAAGGGUCAAUGAUUGUUUCAUUGUAUUAACAGUUUGAGAUAAGUGCAAAGGGAAAGACAGAGCGUUGAGAACAUGAGUCUCUUCCUCUAGUAUACGUACCUUUACUCUCACUAUCCCUGUUGGCACUGCUUCAAGUAGAGACUUCAAUGUACCGUCACUAUUGUACAUUAUCAGUGUUUACAGAACUCUUCAAAUCUAACCAUAGCAAAAACCUGCUGGUGAACCGUGCUUGAGACGAAGCCCUCGCAUUCAUGUUGUUCCUACAGUUCAGCUGCAGGGUCGCAUUUACACCCAGUGAGUGUCACAGUAUCAUUUCACCUAAAGCAUUGACAGCCAACCGCACACGGAAAUGCACUUUUUGCCAAGCCUGGUCACUGCAGCCAGGUAGGAUUGUAUAGGAAGCACAGUACGUUUGUUUGGUCUGUACAUUUUUACGGAGAUCAGGCUUACAGAAGCUAAGCUAAACAGUCGUAAAAAAGACGUACGCUGCAAUGACAGGGGAUUUGACAUUUGCCACGAAGGAACGUGGAUAUACGGCAGAGAUGUUACGUGAAGUGAACUGAAGCACUACCAGCUAUUGUGUAAAUUGACCUCCAUUAAACGCACUAGUGGCAAGUUAUUUUUCUGCCACGCCUAAGUCAGGGUCGGAGCGCUUGGACGGGGAAGAACAUGAGCACAUCAGAUCAGCCUGCUUUCCACUUUACUCUUUCCUACCCUGAAUUUUCGAAUCAAAUCGAAACGCGUUAUCAAUCGCUUUGUAUCUCUGUGAAACUUAAAGAGGGACACGACGCUUAUCGUUUUUUUGGAAAACACAACGUUCCGGGCUGUUAAUACGUGCUAGGUUCUACCUUAUUGUGCUUUGUCGUACUGCUUGUGAGCAGAGCUUUCGUGGUUGUGGCAUCGAUAUUGGUACAUUCCUUUUGUAAGAUGACGAACAGUUUUGAGACCGUUUCGUGAGAAGUGACAUUUUAUAUCAUUGUGAGACUUUUGGAGUUGCAGAUCAAUUUUAUGACAACGUUCCUACUUCCAUGUUUCCAAAUUGUGUGCCAUGGACUCACUUUGCAAUGGAUGAGUAAUUAUGUAGAUUUAAUAAAGAAUUAAUUUAA